Molecule: messenger RNA, 2100 nt
Organism: Funneliformis geosporum
Lineage: Eukaryota; Fungi; Glomeromycota; Glomeromycetes; Glomerales; Glomeraceae
Source: the annotation of a GenBank genome assembly
GAGGAAGCCAUGAAUAAAAACCAACUCCAAAAAGAACUCUUAGAGAAAAUCAAACCCGGAACUAAACCUAGUGAUUUAAAGAAAACCCGCGCUAAACCGAAGCCUAAGGAAGUUUUACCCUCCCCCAUAGAGAUAAAGGAUGAAGGAUGCGGAAGCGAUAAUGCCCCUUUAAAGCCCACUAAGCAACCAACCAGCACUAUUCCUCCUAUUGUGGCCGAUAGUAUACCAACGCCCCUAACAGCCCCCACUGGCUCAAUCCUCGCCUUAAAAAAGCAAAUAGAAUUACAUAGAGAGAUAAAAAAAGCCGACGAGCAGAAAAAGCAAGAAUUAGCCGAGCAAAAAGCCGAGUAUGAGAAAACUAUUGAAGCCUUAAAAAAACCAGCUAAAAACCAAGAACAAACCCCAACAAAAGAAACCAAAACCUUCCUCUGCUCUGACUGUCAGCAAACUAAAUCUAACCAAGAACUAAGCCGCCAAUUUGCCCGUGUCCAAGCUCAGCAAGAAAAAGCCAAGCCCCAACCGUCAGACUUUAUUUGUCACACUUGCCAGCAAACCAAAAACGAAAUACCAAACAAAAUGAAACUUGACUUCACUCUCCAAGUCUACCUCAUUUGCUCCCUUUGCCACCCUAACUUAAAAGAAUUCAACGAAGCCGACUUAAUCACCGAUGACUUAUGGGCUAAAUACCCUUAUUCUUCGGCUUCGGAGAUAUUAGCCAAAGAAUUUGGAAUUAAAAAGGAGGAAUUAUGCGACCAAAAACAGAGCAAUCAAAAGAAUAUUCCAGCUUUCGCUAAUGUCGACCUAACCUCGGGCAAUUAUGGCGGCUUUUCUCGCCAACAACAACUAAGCACCCAAAGCCAAGAACAAGGGCAAGGAAGCCGAACCUCUAACCGCAAUAGCACUACGGCUAAGCAAAAUCACUCUAAUAAAGAAUACAUGCGAGCUAACAAAGACGCUAAUGUCUCCACCAUUACCCAAGACAGCUACGAACUAGCUCCCGUGCUCGGUAAAAUCCUGAAUGCUUUUUCUUUUACGGUGAUUGAACUAGCCAAAUUCUACCCUUUAUUUGAUAAAUUAAUGGUAAAGUUAUUCGACGAAAGUUUACCUUACCUCCAAAGACUAAAAAUCUUACAAGAAAAAACCGAAAAAGAACAUAAAAAACUCCCCGACACUUCUAACCGAAAGCCCCGUAUCGCUUUACGGUUGAAAACCUUAGAAGGCUGUUUAAAAGCCUAUGAACCAGAAUAUUUAGAAUUACCCCCUAGGGAAACCUUCCGGAGCCGCAUAAGAGGAGAAGAAGAAGGCUACACCCGGGUAAUCGGCUACCAGAAUAUUAUUGAAAUUGUGGAGAAGUAUUUGCGCAGCUAUCAUUUUGCUAAAAGGAAUAAUACUAAACCUCCCGCCCAGUUAAUGAUUAUGCUCUUAGGUGAACCGGGUCUGGGGAAGACCUAUAUUAGCAUGGCCAUUGCCAAAGCUUUAGGGAGAGGUUUUCAUAUGGUCGGCAUGAAUGGGAAACUUAACGCUUCGCUUAUUUUAGGGACUAACAUUGAAAAUCCCGGAGCCGAACCGGGAGAAGUUUUAAAAGCUAUUUCGCGGAGAGAAGAUAGAGGCGUAGUGAUUUGCUUUGACGAGAUUGAAAAAGCCGCCCGUGAAUGUAAAGAAGCCGCGGGAAUUCCGACCGAUAUUACCGGCAAUAAAGGCUUUACGGAUACCUUUUUAGACUUUCCCACUCCGGCUAAUGAGUGUGUUUUUAUUGCUACGGUGAACAGGUCGCAGGAUGUGCCUACUUUUGUCGCCGAUAGAUUUGCGAUAAGAGUGGAAGUUUUGCCGUUAGGUUAUGAAGAGAGGUUGGAAGUAGUAAGGAUAGUUUUAAGAGGAGAAUUAAAAGAGUUAGAUAAUGCUUUUCGGAGGAUUUAUUCUAAGAACUGGGAGGAAAUAUUUAACCUUUUUGACCAGGAAGAACUUUUAAAGAAAACUUUAACUUGGACUUUCUCGAUUAGGGGCGCCAAAAAUAAUAUCCUUUUAAAGUUAAUUCCGACCUUGGUGAGUGAUUUUUUAGAAGAAGAGCGAGGUUUGCCAGAAGUAGGGGCUUAUGAUUGA